AUGAGAUUGAUGGCAAAUGAACAUAAUGGUUUCAAGGGAAGGUAUUGGACCAAUCCGAAGGUCAUUGCAGAUGUAUUGAAAGAAUUCUGUUCGAACAGUACCAUCCAUGGUGUUCGAUAUUUCACCGAACGAAGGCGACAUUGGACCGAACGCUGUUUUUGGUUCAUUGCAAUUGGCUUGUCGUUCUGGUAUUGUUUGGUAUCGAUUCAAGAUAUGUGGAUAAAAUGGCGUGCCUGUCCCGUUUCAAUGAGUUUCAAUGAAAAAGAUGCUCCAAUUUCAGCGAUUCCAUUUCCAACCGUCACCAUUUGCCCUGAAACGAAAGCAUUCAAAAACAAAUUUGAAAUUAAUCCAGUCUAUGACUCUUUGAUGGAAUCAAAUCCAUGGAAAUUAUCUAAUCAACAAUGGGUCCAAUUGGAGGCUCUCAGUCAUUUGUGCCGUUUUAAUUUUCCGGAAUACGUUCGGUAUGGCAACAAAUUCACAAACACAUCGAUCUACGAUAUAAUUCAGGAUAUAGCGCCAAAUUUAACGAGUGUCAUUGUUUCCUGUUCGUGGAACCUUCAAAUGGAAAAUUGUGAGUCGCAUUUCUCACCAACCAUAACGGAUGAAGGCCUUUGCUUCACUUUUAAUGCUUUGAAUUCAGAUGAAAUUUACACGGAUGCAAUGGCUCCAGAAAUGAUGAUCGUGAAAAAUAGUCCAAAUGUAUCCCAUUGGAGUCUGGAGAAUGGAUAUCCGCCAGGUUGUAAUCAAAGAGGAUAUCCAAUACGUGUAUUCAAUGUAAAGCACAGCGUUUCUUUGACAAUAUUCCUUCAAUUGUUCGGACAAGAUAUUGAGUACAGAUGCCGAGGAUUGAUUCCGGGAUUCAAAUUAUUUUUGCAUGUACCUGGUGAAGUACAGCCAGCGUCACGACAUUCUUUUCGCGUUCCUUUAUCCGAAGCUGUUCAAAUUUCGAUCAUACCGAAAUUUAUAGUCACCUCAGAUAAAUUGCUAUCGUACAAACCGCAGGAACGACAGUGCUUCUACAAUUUUGAGCGUCAACUGCUCUUUUUCAAAAUGUACACCCAAAACAAUUGUGAGCUGGAAUGUUUGGCAAACUUCACACGAAUCGAAUGUGGUUGCGUGAAAUUUUCAAUGCCUCGUACGAGACGUACCCACAUCUGCGGUGUCAGUUCAAUUCAAUGCUAUCAAUCCGCAGAAAGGAAACUGUAUGGAGACUCGGAUGGUUCAAACAAUGAUACAGCUAAGGCAUUUCGUGAAAUGUGCCAGUGUUUACCGUCAUGCACUUACGUUAAGUAUAGUGCUGAUAUUGACCGAGCCAAACUCAAUUGGGUCGAAUCACAAAUUUCGAAUCGUUUUCAUUUUCAUGAAAUGUUUGGAACACAACCGUCAAAUUUGGAGAUUUACUUCCGUGAUCAUGAGGUGACCACAAUGAUGCGUUCCGAAAUGUAUACAACAACUAAUUUCAUUGCAAAUUGCGGCGGAUUGCUUGGACUAUUUUUGGGCAUUUCAAUGUUAAGCAUCAUCGAGUUCAUUUACUACUCAACGCUUCGGCUGUACUG
This is a messenger RNA of Sitodiplosis mosellana (orange wheat blossom midge), 1556 nucleotides long. RefSeq names its product pickpocket protein 28-like. The transcript has 8 exons. Gene Ontology annotation, molecular function: ligand-gated sodium channel activity. Gene Ontology annotation, cellular component: membrane. Lineage: Eukaryota; Metazoa; Arthropoda; Insecta; Diptera; Cecidomyiidae. The record is from RefSeq and is a predicted model, not a curated record. Gene Ontology annotation, biological process: sodium ion transmembrane transport. The annotation marks the transcript as partial.